Anarrhichthys ocellatus (wolf-eel) is the source of this 3100-nucleotide messenger RNA. RefSeq lists its product as uncharacterized. The record is from RefSeq and is a predicted model, not a curated record. NCBI's taxonomy places the organism in Eukaryota, Metazoa, Chordata, Actinopteri, Perciformes, Anarhichadidae. Bases 686 to 1867 code for a protein of 393 amino acids. The transcript is spliced from 4 exons.
ACAAAAUUACAAGGCAAGACUUUUAGGUUGGUAUCACAAUUCAGUUGAGUUUCUUCAACUGACAACAUAUAAUUUAGCUUAGCUAAUUAUAAAAUUCCAAACCGGAAGUAAAGGAAAUCGUAUAUAAUAUAGAGUCGUACGCACUGCGAGUCAGGCUUCUAGCCUUCAAAAUAAAAGAAUAGUUAAAGUGAUCUAGUGUAAUUUGAUAUUAGAUAGUCAUAUCAACUAAUUAAUUGUGAUCGGUAAUCCCCAGUACCAUUGCACUGCCCCGCAGUGUUUAUUUAUAUUCACCCCCCUGGGACACCAUGAGUAUUUAAACAUAUAAUACAGGUUUAAGAACAGGCCAGGAUUAAUAUGAGGCAUGCAUUAAGAACUAAAGAAGGAAUGCCCAAUGCAUUUUAGUCCUCGUGUGCCACUAUUGUAUAACAUGGGCAAUUGUGAAGUCCUGAUUAGUUUUUUCCAAAUGUUACUCACUAACGUUACAUGUUUGUGUGUGGUAAAAUAGGCACUAUGGGAUAUGCAGUCUCUGCCGCUGAUAUUUGUUUCGGUGAUUUAGGUGACUUUUAUUCUGGAGAGUAGGGCACCGGAAGUACUGUUUUGCGACGAAGUGAAACUGCAACAAAAAACGAGUCGAAGCAUUUAAAGCUGGAUACGUUUAUGCUUGAUCAAGGGAAAUACUUCGAGCAUGGAUCUCCAUGGCAAACUUGAAAUCUACAUCCCAGUGGAGGCUGAGGUAAAAAGCAUCCCUCUGUGGAGUUUACCGAGGUCGGUGCUCAGAAGAAUGGGCCUCCCGCUGCCUGGCUCUAAGGGCUCCGAGAAGCUCUCAGACUCUCCAGAAGGCAUAUGGAUUUGUCCAGCAGUCAUACGGAGGAAAGGCCAUAAAGUGGCCUCCCACGCAGGAAACAACAUGAUGGAAAACCUGUCCUCGCUGCUGGGCAGAGAGUUUCGGGCUAAUCCGGGUCCUGUCCAAAUGAGCUUCGUCGCUGCCAACCACGCGGUGUACAAGGCGCUGAAGGACACCAUGCCUGGAAAAAAGGUCUCCGCGCACACAUCCCAUGCCUCCCCGUUACCUCGGGGUUCUGCACCGCGGGUGUACAAAGAUGCCGUCAUCCUCUACGAUGGACAGGUGUACCUGUCCAUCAGGAAUCCCAAUGAGAGCCGGACUCAACCAGAGACACGUGAACAACAGCUAGCGUCCCAGUCUUCCAUUCCUUCAACAUCAGAGGUAUCCUCUAAAAGCCUCAAGAAGCGCCGUUCCCCCCCGGUUUCUCUAGGACCUGCAGAACCACAGAGGAAGAAAUCACACGUCACUCUGCCCCAGACCUCCUCUAAACAGCUCAAGGAUCGUCUCACCAAACCGGAUAAUCACUCCACCACAGACCAGGAGCUGCUACAUGACAACAGGCCCAAGGAGAGAUGCACCACACCUAAAGCAGCACCCGGUGAAAACAAGAAGGUUACUAUGAACAGGGGAAGUGACGUAUCCUCAACCACGACCACACAUCACGUCCCUCAGUCCGCCGGCAGCCGUCGUCAUAAGGAGGGUGAUGGACAGCAGGCUGCAGAGGAAGCAGCAGGCACUGAGCCGCCGUGGCUUCAGCCUCAGGGGGAGCAGGAGGAGGCCAACAACAACUGUGGUGAACAUGAGAUGGUGACGGAUGAUGAAGAAGCUGAUUAUAUACAUGUUGACAGCGGUCAACCUGACAACACGGUUGGUAUUGUAGAGCAAAGUGGCAACCAGAGCUGGCCCACCAGAAAGCCUCAGGAGUUUGACUUUAAGCAGCUGGCAGAGGAGGAGGAGAUAAAUCGAAUGAAGGCCAGGCUGAAGCAGCGUGUAGCCGCUUUCAACAACCUGCACAAUCACUAGUGGUACAACGGAUCCUAAAACGCUCGGGUCGGAUCACGGAUCAGAGCCACGGAUCAGCACAAAAUACAAAAGAGAGAUCCCUGAUCCCGCUGUUUUGCUGUCGAUACUAAUUGCCGAUCAUUGAUGAACCAUAUUAACAGACACAGAUCUCUUUGUUGUUUGGUUAUAGCAGCUGGUCCACAAGGAUCCAUCUGUCCCAAAAAUCAUUUCCACCGCUCUCUAGUCAGUGAACCAUCAAACAUUCUAAAUGUUCUCCUUUUACUUUGAUAUAGUCAUUUUUUAUGGUUGAACAAAUCUAGUCAUUAGUAGUUUAAUGAUGUAUUAUAAGAGCUAGUGUAAACAGCUCAUAAUUCAUUAUGUAUAUAUACAUGUGAACACACCAUGUUUAUGUUAAAAUUGACCGUAGCCCAAUUCUCAUUUAUACCGAGCAGAGCCUGAACGCAUCAUAAUGUAACGGAACCUUUGUUCUCCUCCUGUCAGUUUAGACACAGAUUAGUGGUUUACAAUGUAACAUUCUCAGAGAUCAGCAUCCCGGUAUAUCCAGACUAGGAUCAGAUCUUAAGACCAGGAUACUAGUGAGCAUGUUAACUUAAUGACCUUUUAUAAACUAGUUGUCCUUUCUAACACUUCCUCGACCUUUGCUGGAGCACACAAGCUCUAGUUUUGUGACCCCUGACCUCUGCUAUCAGGCCCAUGGACUGUGGUAAGAAGAGGCCGUCGUCACUGUGACGUCGCCUGUUGUUUUGAACCCUUGAGUUCAGCGUUUUUGGCUGUCGCUUCUUUUGGGGUUUUUUCGGCUGGUACAGCCAAACGCUAUAUGAGACAUUGUUAGAAGACCAAAACGUUUCAAACGUAUUGUUGACGGCAGUUUGUUCUGUUACUCCUUCUGAACAGUGGAGUCAUCAGUGGUAUCGGUGACUCAACCAGGAGACUGUGAUGUCCGUUUGUGAAGCGUGGACCCCGAUGAGCCCACCUGGCGUUGACUUUGCUGUUUAGUUGUUCGUUGUGAAGACUGAAAACUGCCUCCUUUGAAGGUCUGAUUCUGUGUUGGACAGGAAUCCUUUGUUUGUCACUGCACUCAUCUUCCAUGUGUUUAUAAAGUUGCUUUGAAAAGAGAAAACAUCGACCGUUGCAUCGUGGUCGAGCAGCCGGACUCUGAGCACCUCGGUGAAACACAAGCUGAAGAGAUUUUAAGGUUUUGUUCUCCGGCAUUGAAUAAACAACUAAAACAAA